AUGUCCGAUACGAAUAUGCAGCUCGAUAGGGACCCUGCCAUGUCCAGAAAAGGGAGAGGAUUCGGCGGAGGCGAUGGCGAUAGAGAUGCAAAAAGAGAUGGCGACUACGAGCGUGUAGAGGAUCAAAUGGCUUUCGAUAGCAAAGCUGCAAAAUCCGUUGAGGGAUGGGUAAUUCUCGUCACGAAUAUCCACGAAGAGGCUUCGGAGGAGGAUGUACAGGAUAAAUUCGCAGACUUCGGCCAUAUUCGUAACUUACACCUCAAUUUGGAUAGAAGGUCGGGGUACGUGAAGGGAUACGCUCUGCUCGAAUUCGAGUCGUACGAAGACGCAAAGAAGGCAGUCGAUCACGCUAGCGGCACUGAACUGCUCGAGAAGGUUGUCCAUGCUGAUUUUGCCUUCUCAGUUCCCCCACCUGGAUUCCAAGAUGGGGCAGCUAAGCAGAAGCAGAAGCAGAAUCACGACAGAAGACGCAGUGGAUCGCCAUCUAGCAAGUAG
Molecule: messenger RNA, 495 nt
Organism: Wallemia ichthyophaga EXF-994
Lineage: Eukaryota; Fungi; Basidiomycota; Wallemiomycetes; Wallemiales; Wallemiaceae
Product: RNA-binding protein 8A
Exons: 4
Coding region: 1-495 (164 amino acids)
Biological process (GO): RNA splicing
Cellular component (GO): nucleus; cytoplasm; exon-exon junction complex
Molecular function (GO): mRNA binding
Source: RefSeq, a predicted model, not a curated record